Komagataella phaffii GS115 is the source of this 2868-nucleotide messenger RNA. RefSeq names its product Ubiquitin carboxyl-terminal hydrolase. Gene Ontology annotation, molecular function: cysteine-type deubiquitinase activity. Gene Ontology annotation, biological process: protein deubiquitination. The record is from RefSeq and is a predicted model, not a curated record. NCBI's taxonomy places the organism in Eukaryota, Fungi, Ascomycota, Pichiomycetes, Pichiales, Pichiaceae. Bases 1 to 2868 code for a protein of 955 amino acids. The transcript has a single exon.
AUGUUAGUGGAGACUCCAAUGUCGACAAAAAUGAACGGCACAAAAACACCGCUUCAUGACACUCAAAGUCAGUUGGAGAUAUACUACAGACAAGUAGCGUUGAAUGAAUUGAAAAAUCUUGAGGCUACCAUCCAAAGAGACAGGUCCACUCUCUCUUUGGCAACCAAAGCAUCAACUAAGAUCAAUCCUAGAUUCUCUAAUUCCAGGUAUCACAAGGUCAUAGAUUUGAUUGACAUGAGCGAACAUUGCUAUGAAAAGAGUUAUCAAUCUUAUAAAUCCCACCAUAAUGAGACUGGUGUGGCUAUGUAUUUGAAAGGAUAUAUCAUAUUGACCAUUAUUAUUCCAGGUAUUGGCUCGGAUUGUUCAAUGUGGAAGAAUGAUGAUGUGGAGUUGUUUAAUACUCUCAAAAGACUGUAUGAGGAGUCUUUAAAUACAGAGCUAAUGAGGAAAGUAGUCAACGAUCUAAAAAUCCAGGAUGGCAACAUGGACGGCAAAGUUGUUGCCAUGAACGAAAGCUUUUCAGCUGACCAACAACUGGAUAGAGUCCCUAAGCCAAGAUCAUUGUCUCCCAUCAAAAGGUCUACUGCUAACGUUAAUUUGUCAGAAUACAGCUCACAGGGGGAAUCACAGAAUUCUACUCAAGCACCUACGUUCAAAGGGGAUCAGGCACCUCCUGAUUAUACAUACACAGUGACUGAAUUCCAAGCCCCAACAGAUCUAAAAUCCAGGGAACGUUUGGACACAAAAAGCAUUUCUUCCGCCGAAGCUGAUACAGGAGACGUACUAGACAUUUACCAAUAUGUGGAUACAAAUGGAGGCGGCGUGCCAAAUUCACCUGAGGUUGAAAGUACUCUUCAAUCGCCCUCAAAGGUUACCGAAACCAAUUCUAGUAUGGAUGAAUUUGUGCCUCAUAUUGAUGUGGCUACUUUGAACGGAAUUCUUUUUUCUCCCUCAGUUCAAUCAAAGAAGAUUUUGUUGUUGGAUUUGAGAUCUAGCGUCGACUUCGAAAAAUCACGAAUAAGAUACCAGAAUAUUGUCAAUAUCGAAGCACAUGUCCUUAGAAGUUCAACCAGUGAUCAGCAGAUUGAAAAGCUACUGCAAAUGACAAAUCCAACUUUUUAUCAGCUUUUCAGUACAAGGGAUCAAUUUUCAACCAUAAUAUAUUUCGAUAAAGACUCGAAGGUACCUUCAAACGACAUGACCAGGUUAUACAAUAUGUUAACAAGCCUGAAUACUUCCAAAAUGUUGUCUGAUUUACCGAUAUUCUUGCAAGGUGGAAUGGAUGAAUGGUUAAAGUACUAUUCUACGGAGCCCAUGAAAGUCUUCUACGCUGACAGAAAACUGAAAGGGCCCAGAAAAUUGCCAGAAUCUGCUCCUCCUCCAAUUCCUAAUACCGACUACUUGAAGCCCCUUACUCAAACUACAUCAUACUUGCCGAGAGCAGAAACACAGAUAAAUUCAUCGCCCCAUAGACCCAGACAAAAUACGCCUCCUAAACUGUUUUCUCACAAUGAUCGAACUUCAACUACUCCCUUCAAUAAUGGUGAUCAGUACAAUCACACCAUACCUCAGUAUAGGGCAAAGCAGGUAUUACAUCCAUCUCAUGCACUGUCAACUAUCCCUCCCCCUAUUGACCAGGCUCAGGUAACUCAAACCAGAAAACCUGUUUAUGAAGAAUUAUCCAUUUGUGGGCUGAAAAACUUUGGUAGUACCUGCUAUAUUAACAGUAUGGUUCAAUGCCUUUUUAGCUUUGGAGAGUUUAAGAAGAUAUUCCUCACUGACCAAUUUACCCGUUACUUGACGAGGUCGCCAACCAACACAUUAGCUCUGUCAGUUGCUGGCCUUUUUCGAAGUAUGACAGCGAAUGGAGGAAUGUCUAUAUCUCCAACCCGAUUCCUGAGCGUUUGUAACUACUAUAGACCUGAUUUGAGAAUCCCACAAGAACAGCAAGAUACUCAGGAAUUUCUCAUGUUCAUCCUGGAUAAGAUCCACGAAGAGUUAAACUAUCCAUCGAUAGUGAAAUUAGAUUUUCCCCAUAGUACUGCACCGCAACUUGAUGAUAAACAAUAUCGAAAAUGGUUUUCUGAACUGACAGAGAAGGAAGGUGUUUCUCCAAUUUCUACCAUGUUUCAAGGCCAGCUAAAGAGUACCCUGAUUUGCAAUCAAUGUGGGAAUCAAUCAGGCUCAUUUACUCAGUUCCAAAUCUUGUCUUUGCCUAUUCCACCUUCCCAUCAUAAUAUGGUAGCAGUGAACGAUUGCAUCAAUCACUUCAUCCAGCCCGAAGUAUUAAGGGGGGACAAUGCAUGGUCAUGUCCUGAGUGUGAAAAGAGGGAAAAAAGACGUAAGGAAGAAAUGAGCCAAAUGAACAAUAGUGUCUUCAACGAUGAGGAAAAGAAACGAUCAAGAAAAUUAUUCAAGAUGUUGGGAAGCAAAGAAAAGCACUCACCCAAUUCUAACCACUCCAAGGCCAAUUUAGUGAAAACCAGUCAGAAAGCCCUAUCAUUUAUAUCGUUACCUCAAUAUCUGGUAAUUCACCUAUCCCGAUUUAAUGGUUUCUCUCCUCAAGCAUGCAAGUUAGAUGUCACAAUAGCUUAUCCGCUGAUAUUAGAAAUACCCAUCCACAAAGAGGAUGGGUCUAUGAAUGUGGCAAGAUACAAAUUAUGCUCUUUAAUUAAUCAUUUUGGUUCGUUGAAGUCUGGGCAUUACACCGCGGUAGUCAAUAAGUCUGGGCAUUUACAUAACCCAUACUGGUGUUACUUUGAUGAUGAAUCUGUCAGGCCUGGAAUCAGUCAUGGAGAUUUAAACUUGGGAAUUAAUAUGCUGAGCUCAAGAGAUGUUUACGUCUUAUUCUAUGAAAGAAUUGCAUAA